Linum trigynum is the source of this 924-nucleotide messenger RNA. NCBI's taxonomy places the organism in Eukaryota, Viridiplantae, Streptophyta, Magnoliopsida, Malpighiales, Linaceae. The record is from the annotation of a GenBank genome assembly.
AUGGGCGAUGCGAUACGGAAAGAGUGGCGACGAGACCUCGAACAGUUUGGGAACGCACUGCAAAAUGAUCGGAAGGCGUUCCUACGACGGAUUGAGGAACUUCUCGCACGUCGCUACGGACGGGUCGGCCAAGUUAACGUCGAGAGCUCCGAACCCGACUCAGAAUCAUACGACGGUGACGACUCGAGUGAUGACGAGAAGCAAUCGGCGUCCUUCGAGUCGAUGGCAGCUUUGGGGGAAGGAGUAGCUUGUGAAGUGAACGAGGGGAAGAAGAACGAGCUAACCGUAGCCUCGACUUCCGCAAGUGUAGCGUUCGCUGCUGCUUUGCUAACGGAGUUCCUCCCGGUAAGUUUCGCUACCGUCGUUACCACUGAAGAAGGCUUCACGAGUAAGCCAUUGAUCAACGUGGAGCUGGUUCCAGCGCCGAGAGCAUCGUUCACCACCAUUGGUUUUGUCUCGAUGGAAGCCUUGGGUCAAGGUUUGAGAGGAAGUUCAAGGUUGCAACCGAAGUGCUACUUUCCCAAGAGUUCUUUGCAAACCUGGAUCGCUCUUCUAUGCAUCGAUGGGAAGAGGAUGGUGGUCUGCUUCAAAUGGUGCGAUAAUGGGAUGGAGGUAUCUAAUGAUUUAUUAUUAUUUGAAGUUGGGUCAUGGCAACCAUUAAGUGGCAAUUGGAAGUAUGCCAAAGGACAAGGGGAUGGAGUACGUGGGACCAUAGAAGUAACCAUAUUGCAUGGGGAGCAUGGAAGGGUCGGUUUGGAAGAGGAGUGUCCUAGCUUCUCGUCGUCGAUUGAUGGAGUUGAUUUUGUGGGAGUAAGCCAUCCACUCGCUCUCGAGAUGAGGACCGCGUUUGUAGAGGAUAUCGACGUUGGAAUUGUUCGAGUGCCCGAGCCCAAUUGGAAGUUCCGUAAACGAGGUCGACAUUAA